UUAAGGCGGCUAUGUUAGAGGAACCAACGAUAGAGAUUGUGUUUUCUCUCACCUUGGCGGAUCUGUCAAGGGAGACAAGCCGGGGAGCUGUUGACUUGCGCCUGUCUCCACUAGUCCAGUCCAAAGCCAGAAACCAGCUGAGCGGUGUCUGUGAGCACGGCAGGGAGGAGGGAGCUGUGGGGCUGGAGCGCCACCAGACAGGGACGCAGGGAAGGACUCGGUCUGGGAUUUACCCCGGGAUAGGCCUGUGGAGCUCGGGGAGUCGUCCCUGAGCGGGCGCUCAGGGCGGUGCCCGCGGUGCGGCGUGGGCCGGAUCGCGACCCCAGUCCCUCCCCGGGGCCGAGUCGCAGCGGCGCGCGCGCCGCCCACGCGCGAUCGUCGCUAUCGCGGCGGCCCGGCUGGCCCGGCCUCGCAUCGCGGGGACCCUGCCAGCCAUGGCCCAGAUCAGCGACCAGACUCUGCCCGGGCCCGAAACCACAGUGCAGAUCCGUGUCGCCAUCCAGGAGGCCGAGGACGUGGAGGAUCUGGAGGAGGACGACGAAGGGACCUCGGCGCAGGCAGCGGGGGACCCAGCCCGGUACCUCAGUCCUGGCUGGGGCAGCGCCAGCGAGGAGGAGCCAAGCCGCGGGCACAGUGCCACGACAAGUGGAGGUGAGAAUGAGCGUGAGGAACUGGAGCCGGAGUGGAAGCCCCCGGAUGAGGAGCUCAUCAGGAAGCUGGUGGAUCAGAUUGAGUUCUACUUUUCGGAUGAGAACCUGGAGAAGGACGCCUUCCUGCUCAAGCACGUGCGGAGGAACAAGCUGGGCUACGUGAGCGUCAAGCUGCUCACCUCCUUCAAAAAGGUGAAACACCUCACGCGGGACUGGAGAACCACAGCACAUGCCUUGAAGUAUUCGGUCACCCUGGAGCUGAAUGAAGACCACCGUAAGGUUAGGAGGACCACUCCUGUGCCGCUGUUCCCCAAUGAGAACCUCCCCAGCAAGAUGCUGCUGGUGUAUGAUCUACACCUGUCCCCCAAGCUAUGGGCCCUGGCCACGCCCCAGAAGAAUGGAAGGGUGCAGGAGAAGGUGAUGGAGCACCUGCUCAAGCUCUUUGGGACUUUCGGAGUCAUCACAUCGGUGCGGAUCCUCAAACCUGGCAGAGAGCUGCCUCCUGACAUCCGGAGGAUCAGCAGCCGAUACAGCCAGGUGGGGACCCAAGAGUGUGCCAUUGUGGAGUUCGAGGAGGUGGAGGCCGCCAUUAAAGCCCACGAAUUCAUGGUCAGUGAAUCGCAGGGCAGGGACAACAUGAAAGCUGUCUUGAUCGGGAUGAAGCCACCCAAAAAGAAACCCCUCAAAGAUAAGAACCAUGAUGAUGAGCCCACAGCUGGUACCCACCUAAGCCGGUCCCUGAACAAGAGAGUGGAGGAGCUGCAGUACAUGGGGGAUGAGUCUUCCGCCAACAGUUCCUCCGACCCUGAGAGCAAUCCCACCUCUCCUAUGGCUGGCAGGCGGCAUAUGGCCGCCAACAAGCUCAGUCCUUCUGGCCACCAGAAUAUCUUCCUGAGCCCAAAUGCCUCCCCAUGCUCAAGCCCUUGGAGCAGCCCCUUGGCCCAGCGCAAGGGUGUCUCCAGAAAAUCUCCCCUGGCUGAGGAAGGCAGACUAAACUUCAGCACCAGCCCCGAGAGCUUCCGGAAAUGCACGGAUUACUCUUCGGACAGCAGUGUCACCCCCUCAGGCAGUCCCUGGGUUCGCAGACGGCGCCAAGCCGAGAUGGGGACGCAAGAGAAAAGUCCAGGGGCAAGUCCCCUGCUGUCUCGAAGGAUGCAGACUGCAGAUGGGUUACCUGUAGGGGUGCUGAGGUUGCCCCGAGGCCCCGACAACACUAGGGGCUUCCAUGGCGGACACGAGAGAAACCGAGCCUGUAUAUAAUACCUUCUGUUUUUAAUACCGGCUCCGCUAAAAACAAACUUUGUUUUCAAGGUCCUCACAAAUAGCUGGCAUGACAGAGAAUGGAACUCAGUCCCCUUAGAAAGUUUUUGUAUCCGUGUAGACCUUGUAAUUUAUAGAUUUGUAAGGUAUAUAAAUUGUGAUGUGUGCCAUGGUUUUAAGAUCAUCUUCUGGCUGGGGCUUCUUGCUCCUGGCAUGGCCGCUGUUUUGAUAAUACCUGGCAUGUGUUGAGUAUGAUGGCUCUGAAGGGCUGUGGGAAAAUGUAGUAGUGGGUUUGUCUGCUGGGACUGGCUUUUUCCUGCAAUGACUGAGCUGUCUGUCCUUGUCAGACCAUGCACGGGCUCCUGAGACCUCGAAGGAGUUUUUGCUCAAUGGCAAAUCCUUCAGCCAAUAGCAUGGUGUCUUAUAGGACUGUCUAUUCCCUGUGAAGUGAAUAAAUAAUUAAACACCCACUGGGAGUCCCGUAUCUGAGGUCACAGGACAAGGAACCUAACAAGGACAUAUUUUCUCCGUCUACCCUACAGUGUAGCCCUGUGCAGGCCUGGACUCACCUGGAGAAUCCUGGCAGCCUAGGAGGUCUGUCCUCACAGUGAGUCUCACAGAACAGGCAGCUUUAGUUUCCGCUGAUGUCCAUACAGCAUCCCAGACCAUCAGCAUUGGCAUCACCUGAGAACUUGCUAGAAACACGUAUUUCCAGGCCCCAUACCAGGCCAAAUGGUCGAGAAACUGCCAAAGGAGGAAUCCUUGGUGAUGGAGGAAGGUCAUUGGUUAAUUAAUAAAGAAACUGCUUGGCCCUGAUAGGUUAGAACAUAGGUGGGUGGAGUAAACAGAACAGAAUGCUGGGAGGAAGAGGAAGUUAGCUCAGACGCCAUGCUCCCGUCUCCCGGGUAUUGGGAUUAAAGGCGUGUGCUACCACACCUUGAAGUCACAGAGGUCAAUCUCCCUCUGCCUCCCAAGUGUUGGGAUUAAAGGUGUGUACUACCACACCCAACUACUUUCUUUCUUCUUGGGAUUAUAUAUAUCCAGAUUUAAAGAAGAAAAAAAGACCUCCUGUGGGAAGCUAACCUGUAUCUGGACUGAAGGUUCUGGGGUUUGUUUUGUUGCUGCUGCUGAUAGUGGUAGUAGUGAUAAUGAGGCUGGUAGUGGUGGUGGUGCUGGUGGUGGUAUUUUCUGAGACAGUCUUGCCAUGUAGCAUUGGCUGAUCUCAAGCUCCCAACCUGGUGACUGAGGUCCUGCAGCCAUUUAGUCCCAAAGAAAUACACCAAGGUCUACAUUAAUUAAUAACUGAUUGGCCCAGUAGCUCAGGCUUCUUAUUAAUUAGUUCUUAUAACUUAUAUCAGCCCAUAAUUCUUGUCUGUAUGCCAUGGGGUUUGGUACCUUUUUUUGGCGAGGCAGUCAACAUCUUGCUUCCUUUGUGUCUGGCUUCCUUCUGUCUGGGUGAUGAUUGCAGACUGAAAUUUUCCUCUUCCCAGAAUUCUCAUUGACCCGCCUAAACUUCCUGCC
Molecule: messenger RNA, 3431 nt
Organism: Chionomys nivalis (European snow vole)
Lineage: Eukaryota; Metazoa; Chordata; Mammalia; Rodentia; Cricetidae
Gene: Larp6
Product: La ribonucleoprotein 6, translational regulator
Exons: 3
Coding region: 435-1910 (491 amino acids)
Biological process (GO): RNA processing
Cellular component (GO): nucleus
Molecular function (GO): mRNA binding
Source: RefSeq, a predicted model, not a curated record